AUGGCAGCUGCUGCAGCAGAGGCUGCAGAAGCCGCUGCCGCUGCCGCUGCAGCCGCCGCCGCCGCCGCCGCCCGCUGCUGUGAGGACGCCGCAUGUUCGAUAGCAGACCUUCAAUUAUCCACUGCGGAUGGGGAGGGGGUGUGUACUGGCAUGGAGCAAGUAAAGCUCCAGGCACCCGCUGACGGAGACGAGGAAACGGGUGGGACACGUACGAGGGACAACAGUACAUUGGUCUCCUUCCAGUCGCGCACGGCAUUCUCCAAAGGGACGAGGCCGAGGGUGUGUUUCUUGGAUGGGGAGCGCCAAGUCCAAUUGCUCAUGCCACCCUCAUCGAAGCAGCAUGGAAAGACCUCCACCACCACCGGUGUGUCGCCUGCGUCGAGGUUAAAAGGCGGCCUAGUGAUGGGGAGAGAAUUAACCAAUGGGUUUGACCGACUAGUACUUCUUCCAGAGACUCAUGGCUCAGGCACCAAAACGUUUUGGCACAGAAUUACUGGCCCGCCAUGCCGACUGCGUGCAUGUUGGUGCGAUCCACGCGAUACGGCAGCGUCCUACGCGGGUGUAUUGCACUACCACUGUAAGCAUGAACCCAUCGGAGGGGAUUUGGGUGACAUGGACACCGAGGGCAAGUUGCUGGGUGGCAGCAAAAUGACGCAAGGUAGCUCUCGGCGGGUGCUGCGGCGCGUUAUUAAACAGGUGUCAGAAGAUGUUCGUGAGAAAAAUAUUUCCUACGACGGUUGCAAGGAAACGGGUCACCGUUGUGAAUCCAUUGGCUUCUACGGUAAUCCAAAGCCUGACAGGAGUUCCGUAUUUUUCUUUGCGAGUCCACACCCACUUCAAGCAAACAUUGUCGAAACUGUCACCGAUGCUUCUUGA
Molecule: messenger RNA, 876 nt
Organism: Trypanosoma rangeli
Lineage: Eukaryota; Euglenozoa; Kinetoplastea; Trypanosomatida; Trypanosomatidae
Exons: 1
Coding region: 1-876 (291 amino acids)
Source: RefSeq, a predicted model, not a curated record